GAGAUAGCAAAGAUCGGAGCGGGGGGCAGGGAAUGGAGCCUUUGCUGAGACAGGACAGCAAAGAAAGAGAUAGACUAUUAGAUCAGCCGCCUGAGCUGUUACCAAGACAGGACAGCAAGGAAAGGGUGAGAAACGGUUUGGACUGUAGAAUGAUAGAUCAGCCACCAGAGCUCUUACCCCGACAGGAUAGCAAAGAGAGAGCCAGGAAUGGUGUGGACUCAAAGCACGAAAGCAGAGACAAGCCCCCUGAGCUUUUACCCAGACAAGACAGCAAAGAAAGAGCCAGAGCAGGAGCAGAAUAUAGACACGAUAGCAAAGACCAGCGUCCUGAUUUGUUGCCCCGACAGGAUAGCAAAGAGAGAGUAGAAUAUAGACAUGAAGGUAGGAUAGACCAGCCACCUGAGAUCCUUCCCAGACAAGAAAACGGCAGAAGCAGCAACAGCAAAGAAAGAAUCAGCUCUGAAUCAAAGCAUGAUGGGAGAGAUCGGAGCUGCCACAAUGGAGGAGACGCCCCUCCUCCCCUACCAAGGCAGGACAGUAAAGAUCUGAGCAGAACAGGACUGGAAGUGAGACGGGACAGCAAAGACAGGAGUCUGAAUGGAUCCGAACAGGAUUCAAAGAGCACAAAGAGCCCGUCUGCGAUGGAGUACAGGUGUGAUGGCAAGGAGCGAGGAUACAGAUCCGAUGGUACUCCGAGGCGAGACAACAGAGCAAAUUACAGCGUGGACCAAUCAAAAGCACAAGAGAGGAACGGCAGCACAUCAGGGCAGCACUCAUCCACAACCACACCUACUCACCACGGGAGGUCGUCUGGGAGCCCACCAAUGACAGCGGGGACAGGAAAUGAUGUGAAAGCAGCACCCAAGUAUGCCCGCUCACCUUCUAUGACUGCAAACCCCUCCCCUAUGGGAACUCCAAAAAGGAGAGCAGCAGAGUCGCAACACAGUCAGAUGUUUCAGAUGCCAUGGAUCUGUGGAGACACCACUAUGCUCGAACAGAUCGAGAGGAAGCGCACCCUCUGCAUGGAGAUCCGCUCCAGACAGCACCCACAUCUGCAGAGGUAUUUGGAGCGGCCUCCUCCUCCUCCAGACAGGAGCGAGGACAGGCACCAGGAACGGAGUCAGUGCAAGCAAGAGAGCGCAUCGGUCCUCCCGGGCUGGGGGAAAAACAGCGGGGCCAAAAAGAUCCGUCCUCCCCCUUACCCCACACACAAAACUGUGUUUUGGGACACGGCCAUCUAACCACACACUUACACCUCCCUCAGAUACCCCCCUUCCUCUUUCUCUUUCCUCUGGGUUGUGCUGAUGCUUCCCUGUAACAACAGGGGUGUCAGGACAGCAAGUAAGAGCACCAAGAAGAUACUCGCUGAUGUCAAUGGACAAUGGUGGUUACCAUAGCAAUAUUUCUGCUCGUUCAGGUUGUCAUGUUUUCUUAUCAUCACUGGUGAUAUUUGAUAUUUUUCUAUUCCUGUGAUUGGAUUCUUGUAAUAUAAUUAGUAGAAUAGAUAUUUGAUGAAUAGAUAUUUUCUAAAUGAGAUGGGGAUUAAAAAGCAGCUUAAAUGAUGUAUAGUAGAUGUAGAUGCAAUCUAAUGUUUGUUUUUGUUAUCUUUCUUUGGUUAUUUUACAUUGGAAAGCAUAAUCUAUCAAUACUUGUACUGUAGUAGCAUAAUUUUCUUAUGCCUAACUCUUUUCUUCUUGUGCCGAAUAGCACUGAAAAUGAAUGGACUAUUCAGUUCUGUCUAUAUAAACUUAACAUUUUCACUGUUGUAUUGUAAGUCAAGGAGUUAACGUGCUUUAGAUUCCAGCGCCCUCCAUGCCUGGUCCAGUAUGUUCUACAAUGUACAACAGAUGGUCCUAGAACAGAAACAGGAAACUUUGUGUGCUUCAGUUUGUAUAUUACAGUAAGAAGCUGUGUAGUCACAACGUCUAAGCCUUUUUCAAGCGGUUGAAUCGUUAAAUAUGGAAGAAAAAACCUGUUGGCUGGCAUGUUGUAGAGGAAUGAGAAAGUGUGAAAUGUUCCUGCUGUAAUCUAAGAUACACUAUGAGGGUGGGAUGGGGAGGUAGUAAAUUAGAACAUACAUUAUUAACAGUAUAAUUUCCAAAAACCAGCCAAAGCCUGUUAAAGCGAGAUAGGGGUGUGGUUGCACUUUGGAUGGUCGGUAACUUAAAAAUGGGGUCGGUGGCAAUAGCUGGCAAGUACCAGCGCCCUUACUUUGCCAUGCACACUGCGAGCACCACAACACAGUGUAAAUACUUGAUGCCAACGACCAGCCCGUACAAUCAACACCUGAGCUUUUAGAACAUUUCUUAAUUUAACUGCAGAUUAUAAUAGCCAUAUGCACUUGCUUAAGAAUUAACUUUCAAGAUUAUGCUUAUAUAUAUAUUUUUGAAAAUGUUAAAGUUAGCUGUGCCAUGUAAGUUUUAAUUUAUUGGCGAGAGGGAAGUAACUGACUGCAUGUGACAUGCAGUCAUCUAUGAUUGGUUGCUUCGGACAAUAUUCACAUUUCAAUUGGCUGGCAACCGUUUUAGAGAUCAAAGGACCUAUAACAUGGCGACAGCUCUACCCGGUCGAGCAGACAGGGGUUGCACAAGAGCCUCCAAAUCCUCGAGGCUUUGUAAAAAGAAAGAGAAAUGCACUACACAUCAUAUUCCAUUACAUUCAAUCAGACGGAUUACAUACAUGUCCUUCUCCCCCUGCUCUCUCCCUCUACCUCAACCUCCUACUUACAUCGUCCAAAUUGGUUCUCUUCAGCACAUUCAAAUGCAAUGUUGACAUUGCCAAAAUAGUCCGGGUUGGACACGUGAGCUAACCCUCAGAGUGGAAUGCAAGUGCAGUACCCCUUCUCUGCUGAGAAUCAACACUACAGAGGUCCCUCUGUGUCAUACCUGUGCGUGUGUGAGAGGGAGAGAGCCGUGUGUGUGUUUGUUCGUGUGUGCCAAGCUACACUGUAUGCAAGUGGAAUCUUUAAAAAUGAUUGUUUUAUGACAUUCACUUUGCCCUCUCUGUGAUGAUUGGAGGGCAAAGGUUGGAAAUGUAAUAAUGAUGAUGUACAAUCUUUUUGUGUGUAUAAACGUGCACUGUGAAAAGGUAGAGAGAGCACCGCACUGUCAGAGUCCUCUGUCUUAUUGCACUGA
This is a messenger RNA of Cheilinus undulatus (humphead wrasse), 3134 nucleotides long. RefSeq names its product pre-mRNA-splicing factor CWC22-like. NCBI's taxonomy places the organism in Eukaryota, Metazoa, Chordata, Actinopteri, Labriformes, Labridae. Gene Ontology annotation, biological process: neuron projection morphogenesis; phosphatidylinositol 3-kinase/protein kinase B signal transduction. The record is from RefSeq and is a predicted model, not a curated record. The coding region runs from base 33 to 1241 and encodes 402 amino acids. The transcript has 3 exons.